Messenger RNA from Prorocentrum cordatum, 1275 nucleotides. NCBI's taxonomy places the organism in Eukaryota, Dinophyceae, Prorocentrales, Prorocentraceae. The record is from the annotation of a GenBank genome assembly.
AUGAGAAGUUGGUUCCACAAGAAGCCCGAGGCUUCAAUGACCAGUCCCCUCAGGACCCGUUUCCCUUCUGCCCCCCCCAGUGCUAUAGUGUUGGUACAUACGAUGGUGGCCUCCCAAUGUUUGGGGACGCGGCGCACGACAGCUGGUUGCGCUGCGAUUUGCGGACUAGGGGCCGUAGUGUUUGGAUUGGCAAGUUCUGAGACCGGUUUGUCAGUUGGCUUGUUAUUCAUUGGUGUUGGUGGAGCUGGGGUGCAAAUAUGUUUGCAGUCAACAUCGGCGUUGUUUCCUAAGAACCGUUCAUUGGUCAUGGCAAGCUUGAGUGGGUCUUUUCAGCUAGCCUCAAGCGUAUUUCUCAUCAUGGAGACCAUGCAUCGAUUAGUGCAGGUGUCGAGGCAGGCGCUGUUCCUCGGAUACGCAGCCAUUUUGUUAUUCGUGUCGGGCCUUUCUCUUAUCAUUUGGCCAGUUCUGCCUUUUGGCGUAACUCGGAGGCUUUCGAACCAAUCACCCCAUGGGCUCCCUGUAGAGCAAAAGGUCGAAGUAUUGGCCCUCAAAGAUCGUUGCUUUCGAGAUCAAGUGUUCUCGCCAGAGUACAUCGUCAUGGUCGCCUAUUUUACGCUCGCUGUCCUGCAGGCACAAUUCAUUAUACAGACCCUUGGAGUUCAGUUUCAGCUUAUGGGUUUGAACUCCGCAGGGCUUGUUCGCAUCUUCAACGUGGUGUUUUCCUUUACUUGGACGAUCACGCCACUAGUCGGUCACGCCAUCGACAAAUGCGGAACAGUCAGAGUUCUGAUAUUCAUGAACACGUUGUUGCUGUGUUGCCCUGUAUGCCUGCUGACGCAGAUGUAUCCCGUGCAACUUGCGUUUACAUUCGCCUACGGGAUAAGUCGUGUUAGCAUUUGGGCUGCCUACUUCUCUUAUGUAGGAACCAUUUUUGGGUUUUCGAACUACGGGAAGUUGGCCGGCGGCGGGCUGUUUUUUGCAGCGUUUGUCUCUCUGCUCCAGAUACCACUGCUUCAUUUGACCCUCAUCUUUUUUGGAGGAGACUUCACCUUCGUCAAUUGUCUUUUCGCCGCUAUCUGUGUCUCCAUGUACCCUUUGAUCGGUGCCCUGGAGGUCAUGGAGCGGAAGGCACCCCACGCCGCGACUUGCCUGGCUGUCCGCAAACCUCCAGCACCCGAGCCGAGCUCGAGCGGAGACGAUGGCACCGACGCGCCGGGAGCUGUGCAAGCGAUGCCGGACGCGGGCGCGCCUGCGCGGGGUGGCGUCGAGUCUGCA